Molecule: messenger RNA, 1008 nt
Organism: Thermochaetoides thermophila DSM 1495
Lineage: Eukaryota; Fungi; Ascomycota; Sordariomycetes; Sordariales; Chaetomiaceae
Exons: 2
Coding region: 1-1008 (335 amino acids)
Source: RefSeq, a predicted model, not a curated record
AUGACGGCUGGCGCAUCUUCGUUCGUACCAGAUUUCCGUCUCUCUCGGUGCCAGCUCCAGUUGAGCGCUCAGAUGCCCCUAAUCCUGACGACAAAUGCCAAGCAAAUAAUCGCCAUGAUGUCUCAAUCACUGAGAACAUUUCAAGCUUUGCUGCCGCACAUCAACCAUGGCCAUCGAGAUGGGCAGCAUCACUCACACGGAUCUUCGACAAUUAGGAGUCAGUUCCUCGCGGUUGUCGAUGCACAUUUCGAUUCGUACAGGCAGCGGGAGGUGGUUGUCUGGGGCGCAGGAGAGGACGUUGUUGCGCGGUAUCGGGAACGGCAGGGUCCUGGACGUGCGUCGAAAACUUCCUGGCAUCGGUUGGUUGGCAGGGAAAUCGGGCUGAGUCCUGGCGUUGACGACGUCAACGCUAUCAAAGUUGUGCCACACGGCAAUGGAUAUGGGAUCUUGGUCGGGCGGCAUAACGGCCAACUGGCUCUUCUGUCUGGCGAUCCAGACAAGUUCGGAGAGGAAAUCGCCUUAUUCUCUCCUGCGUUGGACGUUCCAGAUCUAGAGAUCAAUUCUCUAGAUGUCCUUGAUAUCAGCGAGAGCGGCAAACGACUCAUCGCUGUUGCGACGAAGUCAAGCGUCAAAGUUUACGGUUUGCCGGAGGAUGUGGUCGCUAAUACUGCGCCUUUGGAAAACUACAACUUGAAAGAAGAUGGAGCCAUCCCUCGCUCGGCUAGGGUGGGCUGUGCAAAGUGGAUGGAGCAAGGUGCAUCGCUUGCUUUGAGCCUUGUUGGCUGCAAAGAUGCUCUCCGUUACCUGGACCUGACUCCCGACGGCUGGGUUUGUCAUUCGGCGGCGAAGAAUGAGAGAGUCAGGAAGCAGUUCGACGCUGUCUUCGAUGGUACCGUUUGUCCCAACUCAUUGGAGCCAGUCUACAUGUCUGGAAGCGGAAGAGGAACAAGGCUCUUGCUCAGCGCGUGGAGAGAUGGAACCAUCAGGCAAGUUCUCACCCUUGAAUAA